AUGUCAGAAUCUGUGUUUGUGGGUCUGUGUAGAACAGUUGGGUCUUCAUCCAUUGUCGCUAUAAGGCGAGAUAUGAUGGACAUUGCUGAGAAGUUUUAUGAUCAAACCGAAAUGAACGAGAUUUAUGUUUGUAUAGAUAGUGGUAGUUACAGAGAAGGUUUCAGAUUGGAGGGAUCGGAUAGGGACAUCAUAGCCUGGUCCAAGCAACAGAGUGUGAUCUGGGAUUUAUCUCAAGCGCAGUACUGCCAAUCAAUUAAAUCAACACAUAUUUUUGCUGACUGUUCUGAAAGUUCACCUGGAUUUGCUUUACUUCAAUUGUUAACACCAACAACUGAUGAAACUGUCCGUAGAAGCUGUUUUAGAAUGAAUGGCAAACUCUAUAUAUCAAGUUCUGUCCACAGACAGACGAAAUGUUCAGCAGUUGGAAUUGAAUCUAAAAUACACGGACCAUGUGUAAGUGGUCAUUGCGGACAGGUAGAAUAUGACGCUGCUCAUGGUUUUGUAAGCGAUAUUUGGCCUCCACCUGCAUCUUCAUGGAUAGAGCGGUGUCAAAUUUGGCCUUCAUAUCACAUUGUAAAUGAAAUUAUAGAAGGUGGUUGUCACUUUGUUGCAAUAGGAAAUAAAAUGGGAAAUCAUGAGGACAGCGAGUGGAGAAUUUCAUUCUCUUUGGCCGAACAAAAACUUGUAUAUUCGAUGAAUCACUACCAUUUCUUGAUUUAUGGUUUGCUGAAAAUUUUCCUUAAGGAGGUCAUCAAUAACACCCCAGAUGAAGACAAUUUGUUGUGUUCUUAUCAUAUGAAGACAGCCGUGUUUUGGGCAAUUCAGAGCGACACCUUGACUAGUUUGUGUCCACAAAACAUUCUUGAGGGUUUCUGGGUGUGUUUUAAACUAAUCCUAAAAUGGGUGUAUAAGGGUUACUGUCCUAACUUCUUCAUUCCAGAAAAUAACAUGUAUCUUGCUAAAAUUUUUGGUACAACGCAAAAGAAUUUGUUUUCCAGGCUGUAUGGAUUGUAUGGUGAAGGCUUAUCAUGCUUGUUAAAAAGUUCCACCAUAAAGUCAUACAUCGUGAAGUUUCCCUAUGAUCCAAAUUGUUCGAUUGAUACAGAUGAAAAUACUCUUUUCUCGGCUGAAGAUUUCGAUUUAGAGGUGUACGAUAAUAUCUGGACUGUACAAAACAAACAGCUGUAUUUACGUAUCCCAUCUCUUGUACUGUUCCACAUGUUGGAGUUCCUGUGCUACAGACACACUGACAUUCUGAGUUCUCAAAAAGCUUUGGAAGACCUACAUGUACUAGUCCACCAAGGGCAAAUGAUACAUGAAGAGAGUAGAGACAUCUCAUGGCAGAUUCUUGGAAUCUGUCAGCAAAUCUCAGAGAACUAUCAAGCUGCUUUGUAUGCGUAUCUACAGUCUCUUACAGUAGAUCCAUGUAACAGCAUUCAAACUGCCACACUAGUAAGGAUAUUGAUUGCAAUAGCCGCGAGUCAAUAA
This is a messenger RNA of Saccostrea echinata, 1488 nucleotides long. RefSeq lists its product as uncharacterized. The transcript is spliced from 2 exons. The record is from RefSeq and is a predicted model, not a curated record. Lineage: Eukaryota; Metazoa; Mollusca; Bivalvia; Ostreida; Ostreidae. The coding region runs from base 1 to 1488 and encodes 495 amino acids.